Molecule: messenger RNA, 1217 nt
Organism: Acanthaster planci (crown-of-thorns starfish)
Lineage: Eukaryota; Metazoa; Echinodermata; Asteroidea; Valvatida; Acanthasteridae
Source: RefSeq, a predicted model, not a curated record
UAAUUGAGCACGUUUUAAGCACCUUAAACAUCAUCGUUGGUCUCUUCAUUUUCAGCAGUUGACUCGCCAGUUCAGCCGGCUGGACCGAAAAGUAUCCCUCAGCAAGCCUGCCUUUUCACAUUUGGAUAUAUGUACGCAUUUAUGUUGUAAAGCCGAAAAUCUCUACUCAAAAUUUACUCAUCAAAGCCUUGACUCACGCUUGGAUUUCCCCGUCUAUAUUUGGCACCAUGGGGAAAAACCAAGUUGAAAGUUCAUCGUGUUGCGUAGGAUAGGGCGAGGCGGAUACAUACAUGUCCCUGUAAUUACAAUCCUAGCACAGUGUUUCUGCGGGUUAAAGGACUUGAAGUACACAAAACAAGUCGUUUUGUAGACCCAGAGAACAACCGACGAGCCAUCAGCGAGAUGGAGGAGCAAAGAUUCAUCGUGAGGGACACCUUGCCCUUGUUCUACAACGAGAAGAUUAACUCCAUCGAGUUGUGUAUGGGCGACUUAAGUGAACUGGGUAUGCGCAACAAAGUGGACAUUUUGCUGAUAUCCGCACUGCCCGAUGGCUAUGACACCCCCGUGGGCACCGUGAUGCACUCUUUGCGGAAGAACCUAAAUGUGAGCGUGGCAGACCUGGCCCAGAACAAGGAGGCGGACAAGAGAGCCACGCACAAGUGUUGGUGGUCCAAGCCACUUGGCCGGACAGAUGUGCCCUUCGAUAGAAUCAUGUGUUACGAAUCAGGGCAGAGUCAGGCCGCUGCCACCGAGUUCACCAACACUACAUUCAGCUGUCUGAAGGAUAUUUACAAGAAGCAAGACUUCAGACUUGUGGUUUCUCUUCUUAACACGGGACAACAGAAAAUGGACGAGGUUUUGAUGCUAGAGGCCAUCGUGGAAGCAGCUAUUAUUGCCAUGCAGGACGGACUGAAUCUACGCCAGCUCAUGCUUUUCAUCAACGCUGAGUACAAGAGUGAAGCGGACUACACACCGAAAGUGCGCAACUUCGAAGGGAUCUGCGCCAAGUUUGAGGAAUUGAGAGCGAGGCACACGGCGUAAAGUUAGAGGCGCGCUUUGUCGAUGUCACUCGCGUUGAUGACAUGUCCAGUUGGAGUAAUAAUGGGCGUAAAUACCAGGGGAGAAUUAGGGGAUAUCCCCCACUGGGCAAUGACUGGUACUCCCCUUUUUGAUGAGAACCAUUAACUGCGGGUGGUGUAGCCACGGUGGACCUAAGG